AUGUGCGCCGUACCCCCCCCUGACAUCAACACCGUCAUGUCUGAUCGCUACGAAUUCAUAGAGACGAGCUUACAGUUUUCAAGCUCUAGUGGCUUCAGUACCCUGUUGCCUCCCAUAGACGAGGAGGCAUGCACUGAUGUGCGGGUCUUAGUAGUAGCGAAGGCCUCCUCUGGCAAGAGGCAAGGUGAGAAGGGCAGCGGUACACAUGCGCGCAGCCUGCAGCGCGUUGUGCCGCCCUCCUUCCUGCACAACGAGGCGGCAGCGGGGGCGUACGUCGGGGGCCAGCUUUCCAUUCAUCGAGGGCUCACCGCGUCGUCGUCGAGGCUGGAAAGCAGCAAUGGCGUGCACGACUCCGCGACGGCCACGGGCGACUCGGAGUACUACUUCCUCUCCACCAUACGCGGUAGCACAUCCCCGCCUGGCAUGAGCACCUACUUUGGCGGUGCAGUAGCUUCUGCCGCACCGGUAGCUCGCGUGGCAGAUACAGCGAUGUCCCUCAUGUCGGAUAUCGAGUCCUUCGAGGACAUUGAGACCCCUCGCAGCAUUGAUGUCAGUGCGCCCGCAGCCGCACAGGUCUCGCGCACCGUCUCACCGUCGCCGCCGACAAUGUCGUUGCACUCGCACAAGAUGGGAUCUCGUGGCGACUUGCUCCCCGCUGAGGUUGUUGUUGUGAACGCCGAGGAGGCGCGAGCUGCUCACGCGCUGCUCACCUCCUCCGCUGCCGCCAUAAUUGCGCGGUAUCGACUUGUGAAGUUCAAGGUGGUGCAGCGCAUCUACCGCAUCUACUACGACAAGUGGCGGUGGGAAAUUUUUCAGAGCACGUCCGCGGUGCCGCCGCUGCAUGUCACCGAGGGCAUACAAGCAUCCGCGCUGUCUCAGCGCUCCGCCUCGGCGGGGACGGAGUUUGCCGACAUCGACUCCUUUCACACCAGCCGCUCCAUGAGUCUUUCCGGGGACAGCCCUGGCGUGCACAUAGCGGUGACCAUCUCGCCGCGGGACGCGCAGCCUCUUCGUUCCACGUCAGCGACAUCUACUCCCUCUCCGCAGUUCGGGGAGGGGGAGAGCGAGAGAGGGAUCUCUGUCACAUGGUCACCGGCGCCGGCGUUUCAACUGGAGACCUUUGCAUCUGCAUCGCCGCCACCGCCAUCGCAACCCUCCAAGCAUCGCACGCCCACGUUUUCCAUCCCUCCGCCUGCUCCGCCGACGGACGGCAUUGCCGUGCGCACGAAGCCCGCGAAGCUCGUGGAUUUUGGGCGCCCCUCCGAGGGGCCGAAGCGCAAGAGGGUACAUCUCGCCUCAACCCCGGCGGUGAAUCUGCCAGCGGUGGUUCCUUCGCCGGAGCGCAUCUUCCGAUGCUGA
Leishmania mexicana MHOM/GT/2001/U1103 is the source of this 1359-nucleotide messenger RNA. RefSeq lists its product as hypothetical. Bases 1 to 1359 code for a protein of 452 amino acids. The transcript has a single exon. The record is from RefSeq and is a predicted model, not a curated record. Lineage: Eukaryota; Euglenozoa; Kinetoplastea; Trypanosomatida; Trypanosomatidae.